AUGCUUCGAAAUCUUGGUCGUAUCGCGACACAUGUUUGUCGUCAACGUCAAAUUGCUUUUGAAGCAAUUCGAGCUCUUGCAUCAACACCAUUGAAAAUGCCUUCUCUAUCCCCAACGAUGAGCGAAGGAACAAUUGUUAGAUGGCUCAAAAAAGAAGGCGAAGAAUUUAAUCCUGGUGAUGCUUUAUGUGAAAUUCAGACGGAUAAAGCAACAUUAACUCUUGAUACUGAAGAAGAGGGUAUUCUUGCUAAAAUUCUAAUGCCCGAUAAUUCAACUGAAGUUAAAGUUGGAAAAUUAAUUGCAAUUCUUGUUGAAAAAGGUGAUGAUUGGAAAAAUGUUGAAGUACCAAAAGUUGAAGAAAAAACUUCAGAUCAAAAAUCGUCUGAAACAAAACCUGUUGAAAAAAAAGAUAAACAAGAAAAACCUAAAAGUGAUCAACAACAAGCCAUACAAUCUCAUCAUGCUAUUGGUCCAGCUGCACGCACUCUUCUAGAACAAUAUGGUAUUGAACUUUCUAAAAUACAAGGCACUGGACCACAUGGUGUUGUUAUGAAAAGUGAUGUUCAAAACUAUAUUGACAGUAAUCAACUUAAACCUAAACCACAUACUGAGGAAAAGAAACCUACAAAACAAACAACACAAACAACACCAGUCACGCAAGAAAAACAAAUAAAGGAAUCUGGAGGACGUCGAUAUCAUGAUAUAGAAAUUUCAUCUGUUCGUCGAUCAAUUGCUAAACGUUUAACAUAUUCAAAAACCAAUAUACCUCAUCAAUAUAUUAGUAUAACAUCUAAUGUUGAUCAAAUACUUAAAUUACGUAAACAAAUGAUUAGUGAUCCUAAAGCAACAGUUAAAGUAUCAGUUAAUGACUUUAUCAUUAAAGCUGUUGCUCAUGCACUGAGACAAGUACCACAAAUGAACGGUAUAUAUGAAGAUAAGAGUGGUCUUAAACUACAAUCAACAGUUGAUAUAAGUGUUGCUGUUGCAACUGAUAAUGGUCUUAUAACACCUAUUGUAUUUAAUGCUGAUCGUUUAUCCAUACAAGAUAUAAAUGGACAAGUUCGACAAUUAGCAACCAAAGCUAAAGAAGGAAAAUUGAAACUGAAUGAAUUUCAAGGUGGUUCAUUUACAAUAUCAAAUUUAGGUAUGUUUGGUAUUCGAUCAUUUUCGGCUGUUAUUAAUCCACCACAAAUUGGUAUAUUGGCUAUUGGUCAAAAUCUUCUUAAAUAUAGUGGUGAUGAUCUUAAAACUGAAAAUCAAUUAAUUGUUACUUUAUCUUAUGAUGCACGUGCAUGUGAUCCCCAAUCAAGUGCAUUAUUUCUUCAAGCAUUUCGUUCAUACAUGGAAAACCCAACUAUGCUCAUAACAAAUAACAAAUUAGAAUCAAUUCUUAACUUUUAA
Rotaria sp. Silwood1 is the source of this 1401-nucleotide messenger RNA. The record is from the annotation of a GenBank genome assembly. NCBI's taxonomy places the organism in Eukaryota, Metazoa, Rotifera, Eurotatoria, Philodinida, Philodinidae.